Polychytrium aggregatum is the source of this 4528-nucleotide messenger RNA. RefSeq lists its product as uncharacterized. The record is from RefSeq and is a predicted model, not a curated record. Gene Ontology annotation, molecular function: 3'-5'-RNA exonuclease activity. Lineage: Eukaryota; Fungi; Chytridiomycota; Chytridiomycetes; Polychytriales. Bases 500 to 4276 code for a protein of 1258 amino acids. The transcript is spliced from 6 exons.
CCUGUCCUUCUGCUCCUGCAAUCGUUCGUUCCCGCCCAGUACUGUAUCCUCUCUCGCAAGUCUUUCUUGGCGCCUUCCUCGUCCUGGCUGUCGUCGUCGUCGUCGCCGCCAUCACCGCUGCUGCUGCUGCUGUCCAUCCCUGCGGCGCUCGCUGUCUGCUGUACUCCGCGCUCCCGUCCGCCCUGGGCCAAGGCCUCCGUGCUUUCCUUGCCUCAGCGCCAGCUUCCGUAUCAACGCUCCGGCCCUGGCUCGCUUGCAUCAGGCCCGCCUUCUCCCGUCGAUCCACCUGCUCGAGCCGCCACCGCCUCGCGACCGUCCAGCCAGAUUCAUUACUUCCUGGCACCUUAUCCUCCAUCCCGGCUCCGCUUCUCGCCAUCCCGUUGCUCUUCUUCUGCCUCGGUCGCUCGCUGCGUCUGUCGCUCCUGGAAUUCGCUCCGAGCUGUGAUCCCGCUGCCCUUACGAUUCGAUCCACUUUGCUCUCAAACACCCGCACGUUCCGAUGGAUCGCAAACACGACUUUUUUCUGCCUUCGUCGCGGGUGCUGCACCAUCGAUCAAGCAACGGAUACGGCCUCUCGCUCGACGAAGCGUCCGGCUUGAAGGGCAUGAAUCUCCUGGCCUUUGAAGACAGCCUGGCAUCUCCCCUUCGAAAGCGAGAUACGACGGAUUACCCCGAAUAUUCCAGGGCAGCCGUCUCCUCCCUUCCGAAUCCCGACACAAAUCUGCACGCCUAUCUCCCAAGCUUCCUGGCGGGCCCGCUCACCCAGUCGAAUUCCAUCAUAUCGGCUCAAGACGAGGACGAUCCCCUUCAGCUCCUCCCGACUCGCACCCCGAGGUCGCUUUUUCUGAGUCCUCAGGCCACAACGGCCCAUCCGAGUCUGCGUGCAAGGCCCUCCGCCGAAGAACCUGCCUUUCAGCUGUUUCCAGAGCCCAGUUCCUAUCCACACACGAUCGUACCCCGAGAGUCGUUCCCGUACUAUCGCACAAACCUCCCUCAUGGCAUGGUCCGCCUCGAGCAUGCCCCCACAAGGCCCCAUCUCUCCGACGGCCCCAUCCUUCGCUAUUCUAUGGAGUUUAUGAUGUCGUUUUCUGUGUGCUCCAAACGACCGGCCGACAUGGCCUUCAUCCCUGGUAUCACCGGCACCGUCAAGACCGUCCGCAUCAAGGAACCAAAAACCCUGGCCACCCACCGACACUCUGCGCCGCACUCGCUGCACCAAACCCGCUCUGUCGACGGCAUGACGGCCUCACUCAACCUCAUGGGUGGCGGCCCUGCGUCGCUCCACAGUGGCCUGCUCUCGUUUUCUAGGUCGCCUCUAUCGCCGCUGGGGGCGCCCUUCUUCCUCAACCCCGCGUCGCCGACAACGUCGGUUGCCCUGUCGUCUAUGUACGCCGAUGCCGAUCAUAUGCAUGCGUCCGUCCCUCUGCGCCGAUCGCUCGUCAUCCAAAAGCCCGCAACCACAAUCCCUGAAUCGCUGAUGGCCGACGAUUCCGACCUGCAGUUUGACCUCGACAUCGACGACGACCCCGCCGGGUACCUGGAGGGCUCCGUCCCCAGACUUUCGCUGAGUCGCAUGACCUCCCUUGAGCGCACAUCCAACAUCAGUCGCUCUGCGCCCAUCGCCAUCUCCUCGCCGUCCCAGUCCGCUCUGGGUCUUUCAGCUCCGCGAGUCGAACUCAAUCGCCGCAGCCUGCAGCUGCCGACCGAGUCUUGGAAUUCGGCUGCCUCGUCGUUUGGUCUCCGUCCUGCGAUCCACAACUCCCUUCCCGCUGCCGACCCGUCCUCUCUCUCCUCAGACGAUGAUCUGCCCAGCGAAGGAUUCGACGCCUGCGGAUACGAGCGGAGCAGCGGCGGCACCAUCCUUGCCCACCUCGCCAAGGACGAAGCCGAAGACGGAUGUCCAGUGCGGUGGAUGCGAAAGAGCGUGUACUGGCCCCAGCGCGAGGGCUAUCUGGUGGUGCCUCAUCGCAAGUGGAAGAAUGGAGGGUUCGAGACGGUCGACAGCCGUCACUUCAUGGUCAUGUCGUACAAUGUCCUGGCCCCGAUGUACUGCAAUGAGACCAAGCUCCACCAGACGGACCCCAAAUGGCUACAGUGGGAGCACCGUCGUCAGAAGCUGCUGGAAGAGAUGGCGUUCUAUUCGCCAGACUUUAUCUGCUUGCAAGAGCUUCCCCCGCGCGAUUUUAAGGACUUUUUCCUUCCCGAGCUUCAGGCUCUUGGCUACGAGGGUCAUUUCCAGCACAAGAAGCGCGAACACUCUGCCGAGGGCUGCGCGAUAUUUUACAACGAGUCUAGGUUCCAGCUACUGGCUGUUCAAGCGUUCGCCUACAACGACCAGAUUCCGCUCGACGCCAGCCCCGCCCUCAAGUCACGGCUGGCCCCGUUCCCCAACAUUGCCAUCAUCUGUGUCUUCCAGAACCGCCAUGCGCGGGCACUUCGACUCCGGGUUGUCAACACCCAUUUGCAUUGGGACCCAAAGUUUACGGAUACCAAGUUGCUCCAAGCCGCGUUGCUCAUGGAGUGGCUCGAGCGGGUCAACCCCGAGAUUCCAACCGUCAUCGCCGGUGACCUCAACUCCCGCUUUGGCGAGCCCGUCGUCGAUUUCCUGGUCAGGGGCAAGGUCGUGCCAUCGGCUGUGUUUGGAGAGCAAGACUUUGGCCGAUUUUCGGUUGGUACUCCAGCCGGCGGUCCUCUCAUCGCCGGCGGCAUUGCGACCGUGACAGGCGUGGGUGCGUCCUCUGGGCCUCCAUCCCACCCGGGCGGCCUGUCGUCCUCGCUUCCGAACAACAUCAGCGCCGCGGCCGCAGGCUCCUCGAACGGCCAGGGCUACCACGCGACUGGCCAGAACCCGCAUCCGCCGCAGCUCCUCCGACACGGCACGAAGCUUGCCUCGGCGUACGACCGCAAGGAUCUACCCUACACCAACAAAACCCCCGAUUUCGAAGGCGUGAUCGACCACAUCCUAUACACCUCCGGCACACUCUCGAUCCGAGAUGUGCUGACAGAGCUCGAAGGCACCCCGCCCCCGCCGCCAAAGGAUCCGUCGCUCAAGCACCAGAGAAGCCAGCUGCAGAGUACUCAAGCAGAUAGACUGGAACGCAAUCCGGACGGCACCGAGGUCCGAGACAGAGACGAAAGUCAGUCUGUUGGUGGCGAUGUCUCAGUCAGCGAGGCCAGUGCGCAACCCAUCGAGCAACAGCAGCAACAGCAGCAACAGCAGCAGUCUGAGGCCGGAAAGCCCUCGGACAUCAUUUUUGCACCAGUCGAUUCCGCCGCCACCGAUGCUGCGAAGGGCUUCGCAGAUGCUGCGGACAGUGCUGCGACCGCAGUUCCGGCCGAGGAGCCCCCGAAGGACACCGCUCCGGUCGCCGAUACCCGCCCACCCCCUCCAAUCCAGCCUUCGUACCUCCGCAGCCUGCCCUCGCUUCCGGCCGAGCACUUCCCUUCAGACCAUCUUUGCCUCUGCGCCUGGCUCAAGUGGAAAACGGUCCCUGUUGGCGUGUCCCCCUCCGGUGGCUCACGAAUGGGCUCGUCGCUGAAUGGGGGUGGCAGUCGCCGAGGCCACCAUGCCAACAGCCUCAAGCGCAGCAGCAUGGGUUUGAACAGCGGGUAUGCGUUGUCGGGGUCGUCGAUCAUGAACGGCUCGCCCGAGAAUAGCAGCCUUCAGGUGCGCUCGAUGGCAUCAAUGUCCGCCAUAUCGCAGCCGCUCUCUCCGUCAAACCAUCAUCAAUACUACCUGCAUCAGCAACAACAACAACAACAGCAUCAGCAUCAGCACCACCAGCAGCAGCAGCACCAGACGCCUCAGUCGCAGCUGGCGCCUCAACUUCAAGGACAGCAACAGCAGCAUCAACAGCAUCCACAGCACCCGCAACAUCCACAACAGUCACUCCAUGCCAAUCUGUAUCAGUCAAGCUCGCUCACAAACUACGGACCAUCGGAUCCCCGCCUGGCCGUCUCCAUGCCCACCUACCAUCCCCACGGUAGUUCAAUCAAUUUUGGCGCCAUGAGCAUGGGAGUGAAUGUGGCCAAUUCGAUGGGUCAUCAGUCCCUCUACGCGUCUCCGCACCAACAUUCGGGCUCACAGGGUGCCAUGGCUUUGUCGCCUGGGCCUGUUGGUCGAGACUCUCAGCAGCAACUGCUGAUGGCCGAGAUGUUUCCGCCGUUGUCGGCCUCAGCAAGCCCCGGAAGGAGUGCCAAUCUUGCUGGAUCUCUGAGCCACAAGUCCAAGAGCUCACUGUCACUCGGGCCCAAGAAGCCAACGAUGGGCAAGUGAUAACACGCACACAACCGAAUAUUGUACAUAUGCUCGAUCCUCGCUCGUUUCUUUGGCUGUCUCCCCCCCCUCUUUUCUUUAUCUCUUUCUUCAUUUGUCUUCCUUCGACAGUCUCCUUCUGUCUUUUGUUUCCCCUCCUUCGACAUGGGGCAGAGCUCUCGCAAGAAUACCAGGACAGCCCUGUAUCUCCUUUGCGAGCAUUGGAUGCUCUCUUUUUCUGGUUUGUGAAUACACAAUCAAUUUUUUCCGGUC